Messenger RNA from Lolium perenne, 1068 nucleotides. The record is from RefSeq and is a predicted model, not a curated record. NCBI's taxonomy places the organism in Eukaryota, Viridiplantae, Streptophyta, Magnoliopsida, Poales, Poaceae.
AUGACCGAUCUCGACAGGAGAUUAAUUCAUCUACUACGAGAUGGGACGUUCGCCACCAAGGAAGAUGAUGUUAAUCUUCCGGUCGAUCGAGGGAAAUUCCGUGGAAUACCCUUCGAUGCUGUUGAUCUAAGCAACAUAAAGAGUCAACAACAACAAAUAGAGAAGGACCAUGACAUCCAGAAGUGCCUAGAACGCUUCAAGACACUCCAGAAAACAAUACCUGGUUUCUAUCAUGCCAUGGAAAUAGACAGCGAGAAAAGAGUUCGGAGCCUGUUUUGGAUGGACGCAAUGUGCGUAAUGAACUACAAGCUGUUCGGUGACUACAUAUCUUUCGACACAACUUUCAGCACAAAUAAGUAUGGCUUACCAUUUGUUCCUAUAGUUGGGGUGAACAAUCACGGCUCCACAGUACUGUUUGCCGUUGCUCUGCUAAAGGAUCAAACAACAGAUACAUUUAUAUGGGUACUGGAAACAUUUGUUCAGGCCAUGGGUGGAAAAGAACCAAAGACAAUAAUAACAGACCAGGACAAGGCAAUGAAGAAAGCAAUAAAAACAGUUCUAAAGUCCACAACACACAGGAACCGCUACUACCACAUCGUGACCAAGAUGAGCCGUAAAGAGAGCACCUUCUUUGCAAAAAAUACAGGGCUGUCGGAAAUGCUAAUGUACAUUGCAAAGAACGCAUUCACACCAACUGAGUUCGAAAUGGGAUGGAAUAAAGUGAUAGAGGAUUACAAUGCUAGCGGAGAAGAACACCUAAGCAAGUUAUUCAGGAUAAGACACGGUGGGUACCAAGCAUACUUCAUGGAUAAAUUUUUCCCAUUCUCAUCAAGCACAGGAAGGAGCGAGAGCACAAAUAACAUGUGGAAAUGCUAUAGCCAGCACACAGACACGAUAACAAUGUUCCUUGAACAAUAUGAGGUAAUACAAGACAAGUGCUUAUCUGCCCUGGACAAGAAGAAGCUCACAUCAACACUGAAAACAGCAAAAUUAGUAACAAGACAUCCGUUUGAGAAGCAAGCUCUUGAACAAUUCACAAAUGACAUAUUCGAGAAGUUCCAGUAUUGA